Molecule: messenger RNA, 758 nt
Organism: Punctularia strigosozonata HHB-11173 SS5
Lineage: Eukaryota; Fungi; Basidiomycota; Agaricomycetes; Corticiales; Punctulariaceae
Exons: 6
Coding region: 91-450 (119 amino acids)
Source: RefSeq, a predicted model, not a curated record
AGCAUAGAGUCCGAAGAUACCAACAGAACGCAGGCACAAACAGCGGUCCGUGGGUGUAAGGCGAGGUCAAAUCCCCUCUCAUCGGUCACGAUGCAGUUCCUCUCUUACACCGCUGUUCUCUUUGCCGUCAUGGGCUUCGUCGCUGCCAACCCCGCGCCGGCCCCUACGCCUAUCGCCCUCGGGCCGACGAUCACCGUCCACUUCGGCCCCGACGCCACAUGCGGCUGCAACUGCGGCGGCGCAACCGCGGUUCCGAAGGCCGUCUUUAUCGUCCCUCUCACCGGCGCAGCCCCGGCCGUUACGCCCACUUGCAGUGCCACCUGCUCCUGCCAAGUACAUCACAGAUCGCUGCACAUCACGGUUGCUGGGAUUGGAGUUCUGUGGAGGAUACUGGUCCAAUGGUCUCCAUGCUUCCAAUAUCUAGGAGACUCCGAAGCAAGAUGUUGGUGAUAACCCGCCCACAAUUCUUGCCUUGAUAUCCCAGAGUUACGUUCACGAGGUCCAUAGAUAUUGUUCCAUGAGCACAUCCAAGCCUGAUGAGCUUGACUGGUUGACAUGAUGUUCUGCCAAUCUAAGGUCCAUUGUCAAGCACGGCAAGACAACGGCCUGCCUGCCGUUUCGAGGGUCUGCGUAACAGAUAAUAUGCGAUCUUAGGUAUUUCCCGAAGCCGGGAAGGGGUCACCAGUCUCCCGUGCGGAACUGCGUCGGAUGAAGGAUGGACGUCCAUACGAUCGAGACCAGAGACCAUGUAGGGCCAC